Messenger RNA from Oncorhynchus keta (chum salmon), 1168 nucleotides. Its product is annotated as B-cell antigen receptor complex-associated protein alpha chain. Bases 162 to 869 code for a protein of 235 amino acids. Gene Ontology annotation, cellular component: external side of plasma membrane; B cell receptor complex. The transcript is spliced from 5 exons. The record is from RefSeq and is a predicted model, not a curated record. NCBI's taxonomy places the organism in Eukaryota, Metazoa, Chordata, Actinopteri, Salmoniformes, Salmonidae. Gene Ontology annotation, biological process: B cell differentiation; B cell receptor signaling pathway.
ACAAAAGAGGAAGGAAGGUUUAUUCACAAGACAACUGGGUAGAAGUGUAUAGCUCUGUUGAAAGGCACAACACUCAAAAUAACAUUGGACCAAAAUACUUUUUUAUAAAAGGCCUUUUAUUUUCUGCAACGACUGGCAACCAAUAUAAAACAGUGAAGAGGAUGGUGGCCGUGACAUUCUUGUUCCUCUGCUUCUGGGCUGUAGGUGUCCACGGUGACCUCAGCCGUAUCCAGGUUACUCUGGAGCCAGACAGGCCCUCUCUGAGGGUACAGCUCUCUCACACCGCCCACCUGCGCUGCUGCUACUCAGCCACAAGGGGAGCCGUGGAAACCACCUGGUUCAUCAGCAUCCAGACGGUCAACGGCACGUCCGCCCCGCAGGGAGUGGACCGGAGAGACAACCAUGUGACAGUGGAUGGGGGGAAUCUGACUGCGGCAGGGGUCAUGUGUCACACACUCAUCCUGAGGGAGGCCCGUCUGAACGACUCAGGGUUGUACCAGUGUUUUCUCAACCACAGCGCCCUGCGGCACUCUGUGUACACCCACGGCACCUUCCUGCAGGUCUACAGGCCGAUGGUGAAGAUUCUGGAUAUCAGUGAAAGCACCAAGAACAGCAUCCUGACUGCUGAGGCAAUGUUACUGAUGGUGGCAGUGAUUCUGCAUGGUACCAUGAUGCUCUGUAAGACGAAGAAACUCAAUCAACUGAAGAAGAAAAAGGUCAAAGAGGAAGAGGAGAAUAUCUAUGAGGGUCUAAAUCUGGAGGAAUGCUGCUCCACAUAUGAUCAGAUCCAGCGCUCUCUGGUGCAGGGCCCCUACCAAGACGUGGGAAACAUGAUCAUAGAGGAGGAAAUCCAACUGGAGAAGCCUUGAAUGAGAGGGGGGAGGAACAGAGGGUGGUAGAAGAGUAAUUUAAUAGAACAGAGUUGUGGUGAGGGUUUUGAUAUGAAUUUUCUUCAAAAUGUUCCCCCCCACACACACUCAUGUUUGAAUUUAUAGAGGUGACCUGCAUUUUCCUUGCAGCCUUUGCCUAUUGUUUAAAUCUAAUUUCUUCGUGGACCAAAAAGGCAGUAACCUACAAUGUCAGAGGGAAUUUUGCUUUCAAUUUAGCCUUUCAUUACAAAUGCCAAUACCUAAACACUUUAUAUUCAUAAAAUAUAUUUUUUUCUGGA